UAGUCAUUUGUGCACCAAGUAACAAUACACACUAGUUUAAAUAGAAAUAACACUUCUACAUUCCGAAACAUACAGCUGCGCUUUUGGAAUCCACAGUAAUAAGCAGAAAUUUACCAGUUCAGAUAAUAUUUUUUUCCAACAUUUCCACAAGUCCAGCUUACUGGUACGACAUCAGUGAAAAAGCACGACACCUAACUCCGUAGACCAAGCGCCGGACAGCUGCAACUUUGCGCCAAUCUGCGUACGUACUCGGCAACACGCUCCUCCGCAGGAAUAUUGGCGUACACACACCAUACCAGAGAGGCAGAGACGGUCAACUCCUGUAGCCGCGCGUUUCCGUCCUUCAAAAUCCCCGUCCCCUCGGCACAAGCUCCAAGUUAAGUUUCUCCCCCGCGGGUGUCUCGUCUCGUGUCGUGUCGCUCGCCAUGGAGCGCGAGAGAAACGGCGGCGCGGCGGCCGCGGGCGAGGAGGACAACGGCUUCUUCUACCACGACGACGCGCAGGUGGAGGCCAUGCAGCGGCGCGUGGACGCGGCGGCGCCCUUGGCCGACGACGACCCCUACACCAUCUUCCGCCUCCCCUCGGCUGUGCGCGAGCGGCACCGCGACCUGUACGAGCCCAAGGUCGUGUCCGUGGGCCCGUACUACCACGGCCGCGCCGGCCUGGGCGCCGCGCAGCAGCACAAGUGGCGCCUCCUCCGCGACUUCCUCUCGCGGUCGCGGGGGAAGAAUAAGCAGGCCGCCGCCGGUGGCGGUGGCCUCGGCGCGUACGUGCGCGCCGCGCGCGAGGUCGAGGCGGACGCGCGCCGGUGCUACGCCGAGGGGUUCGGCCUGGGCGCCGACGAGUUCGCGGAGCUGCUGGUGCUCGACGGCUGCUUCCUUCUCGAGUUCUUCCUCAAGAAGGGCGAGGGGCAGCUCGCCGCGCCCGGGGGCGCCAAGUGGGCGUGGCACCACAUGUACCACGACGUCCUGCUGCUGGAGAACCAGAUACCCUUCUUCGUCAUCGAGAAGCUGCACGGCGUGGCCUUCGCGGCCGGCGGCGACGACGGCGGCGCCGAUGAGCGCGACGCGCUCCUGGACGUUUUCUGCAAGGCCUUCGCCGGCGACCUGCCGUCGAGCCGCGUCAUCCGGCCACGCAGCGACAAGACCAUCCACCACCUGCUGCACCUGCACUACGAGUGCAACGUCCUCAACCCAGCCGCCGAUAGCGACAAGGCCCGCCGCAACAGCAUCGGCGGCGACGCCAACAGCGCGUCGCUGGCCAUCUGGAAGCAGCCGGCAAUCCCGUCGCCGCGCACCGGCCAGGGCAGGAAAGGCCGUCUGACGUCGAUGAUCCCGCCGGCGGGCAAGAUGGAGGAGGCCGGCGUGACGUUCAAGCGCAAGGCGACCCCGCGGGACGUGUUCGACGUCAGCUUCCGGUACGGCGUGCUGCACGUGCCGGCGUUCGUGAUGGACGAGGGCGCCAAGGUGCUGCUCGCGAACCUGGUGGCGUUCGAGCAGGGAGGUGGCCGCGCGGCGCGGCAGCUGGACGCGGGCAACCUGGUGACGGGCUUCGUGGCGCUUGUCGGAUCGCUCGUGAACUCGCGGAGGGACUUGGAGGUGCUCCGCCGGUGCGGGAUCAUGCAUUGCAUGCUGGCCGACGACGACGCCGUGGCCUACUUCAACCACGUGGUACAGUAUACGACCAUGGACUACGACCGGCACCUGCUGGCCUGCCUAUUCAGGGACGUUCGAGAGCACUGCCAUUGGAACAGAUGAUCGCUCUGCAGUACCGUGGUUCCAUUUGGCAUUUGUGUAAUUAUUUAUUUGGAAUUAUAUAUUGAUUUUGUAUCCAUCAAACUAGAGACUAUUUUAGUGGGGAAAGCUAAAGAAUAAUUUGAGUGAUUUCGAGGGAACAAACAGGCCUUUUUUUUGGAAGGCUGGUUUUAGACUAAACUACCACCGUAAAAUCACAGUCCACAGGUCUGUAAAUACAUGUUGGUUGCAAAAUGUUGCUUGGAUGACUGGUUAA
This is a messenger RNA of Sorghum bicolor (sorghum), 2010 nucleotides long. RefSeq names its product UPF0481 protein At3g47200. Lineage: Eukaryota; Viridiplantae; Streptophyta; Magnoliopsida; Poales; Poaceae. The coding region runs from base 426 to 1757 and encodes 443 amino acids. The record is from RefSeq and is a predicted model, not a curated record. The transcript has a single exon.